Messenger RNA from Ascoidea rubescens DSM 1968, 5208 nucleotides. RefSeq names its product GATA-like domain-containing protein. Lineage: Eukaryota; Fungi; Ascomycota; Saccharomycetes; Ascoideales; Ascoideaceae. The transcript has a single exon. The record is from RefSeq and is a predicted model, not a curated record. The coding region runs from base 224 to 5068 and encodes 1614 amino acids. Gene Ontology annotation, biological process: cellular response to glucose starvation; protein catabolic process in the vacuole.
UUUUUUUGUUCUUUUGUCUUAUUAUAUCGUUGUAUCUCAUCAUCUCAAUAUUAUUUCUGAUUUAUUUCUAAAUUCUACCUGUUUUAUAUCUUAUUCCUCUGUUAUUGUUUCAUCCACUGUCUUAUACUGUCUAUUAGCUACUUUCCUCCCUUUCUAUCUUCCACGAUAUAUGAUAUGACAUUAUUCAUCCAGUUCUUUUAAUCUCAACCAACAAUCACCAAUAAUGCCGUCAAAUAUCAGCAACAAGUAUAAUGAUAUUUUCUUCAAUAUCAACAACAACAAUACCACAGAUAACAACAACAGUGUAGACAACAACAACACUACAACUGAUGAGGAUUUCAGUCUAAACAAAGCCAAUCUUUCAAGUCUAUUUCUAAACACUUCUCCAACUUCUUCAUCAAAUAACAACACCAAUAACGCCCUGAGCAACAACAAUCUCCUUGCUCUCAACAACAAUCAAAUAUUUAAAAGCAAUUUGGUAUCCUCAAAGGGUGUCAACGCCAAAAAUAUAAAUCAAUUUAAACAAAAUUCCUUCAAAUUGAAAAGAACUAAAUCUCUAGGCAUUUUAGAUGGUUUUAUCCAAAACGAAAAUCACAGCAAUAAUCCCAAUAACAAUAACAAUACCACUAAUAUCAGUAAUAAUUCCAAUAACAUAUCCAAUAAUAUUCCCAAUAAUAUUGAGAAAAGUAAAGACAAAAUAAACAUAAACAACUUCAAUAACAUAUAUAACCCCACAAAUAUCGUAUACAACAACAAUAGAAUUAAUACUAUAAAUCUCAACAACAACAAUAUUAUUUUAAAUACUAACAGAAGAUACAUCCACAACAGUGUAAUAAACCUACUGUCUUUACACCCUUUAAAACCAACAAACCCUCCUCCUGCACCUGUCCCUUCUUCUUCUUCCUCCUCUUCUGCCUCUGCCUCUGCCUCUGCCUCUGCCUCAACUUCAACAUCAGCUUCGACCUCAACCUCGACCUCCCAAAAUACGACUUCCUCUCCAUCUUCUUUAUCAAUCAACAAGCUAAAUAAAUCCUUAUCCAAAAAAUUCAACAAAUCAUCCAGCUCUAGCAUCAACAACAAUAUUAAUAUUUUAAACAACAACAAUAACAUCAAUGACAACUUUAUGGCAAUAGAUUUUCAACCCCAGGAUGACAACGCUUUAAUCCAUAACCCCAAAAACAGAGUAGACUACUUCUCCCACAAUUGGAACGUCUCCGAUAUACUAAAAUCUUGGAGAUACAUUGUCUAUAAGACUAGGAGAAAUAUAGCUCAUGCUUCAAGACUAGAAAAUGCAACUUGGAGAACUUGGGCCCAAGCAAAAUAUAAUCUCAAAACCGUAUCCCCAGAAUCGAUCAAUUGGGAUAAAGAAUUUGAUGUCACUUGGUUAUAUGGUCCUCUUUACAAUGAUUCUGAUGAUUCCCCCUUCUUGUACUCUUCAUCUCCAAUCAAUUUAAUCAAUAAACAUAGCGACAACCAAAAUGAAAACUCUAACUCAAACGAUAACCAAAGACAAAGCCAAAGCCAAAGUCAAUUAAACUCAACGCUAACUCACAAUACAUCCUUUAUAAAACCAAUCCUAAAACAAAGAAAAAUAUCAGAUAAAAUCCUUUCUCACACAACUCUAUUCAAAUUAUCCUACCAAAAGUUAAGCCAGUCAGUUAUCAACAACAACAACCUACUAAACGAAAACAAUUACUACUUCAAUAACCAAUAUCCAAAUAAUCUUGAUUUGACCAACAAUACAGCCUCAAAUCAUACUUUAAACCACACAAAUAUAUCCCAACUAAACUCCUCUCUUUUAGAUGACCUGUUAAUGUUUAACAACCUAACCCUAUCAAAUACCGCCAUUAACACCACCUUCCACAACUUCUCAUCUCAACGUCCUCCAAUAGCAAAAUUAUCCCAGGUUCACCAAUCUCCUCCAAAAUAUGAUCCUGAUUACAAUUCAAUCACAAGAAAACUUAAUUCCCAAUACAACUUUAAGAAAAAUCCUUCUCAGAGACAAUCCAAACUUAACGCUAUCAAUAAUAACGUCAAUAUGAAUAACACCAACAAAAACAUUGUUCCUUAUAAUCCCUUUCUUUUAAGUCACUCUUCUUCUUCUUCUUCUGCUUCCUCUCCUUCUUCUCACCUAUCUCUUUUGAUGCCUCAAACCGAUCCCUUGAACUUGAAUGUUAAUUUGAAUGUUAAUUUAAACUUAAAUGUUAAUUUGAAUCUAAACAACAACAUCCCCAAUAAAAACAAUCUAAUUAAAGAUGAUUCUUCACCUACAACUAUUAACUAUAAUAACGCCGAUAGUAAUACAACUAUCAAUAAUAUCUCAUUGGCUUCAAAUAAUACCAAUAAUAGUAAUAUUAAUAAUAAUUUGAAUUUGAAUCCUGCCACUAGCUUUGCAACUUUGAACAACUCUCAUUCUCAAAUCAUGUCUCAAUUUGAUGAUUCUUUCUCAAUGAAAUCAAAUCCAAAGACUUUGACCUUUUCAAAUGCCGAAAAUGUUUAUAAUCCAAUUGUUAAUAAUAUUGAUAUCAAUAACAAUGAUAGCGAAAUUGCUCCUGAAGUAAACAUAAUUGACAAUGACAUCUCAAGUUUAAUUGAUAACAAAUCAAUCAAUUCUAAUAACAAUUCUAUUUACAAUCCUAGUAUCAAUAACGACUCGUCAAUUGCUCAGCCAAUGAAUACUACAUCGAGUUACACUUCAAAUAACAAUAGUGAUAUUGCUAGCAAAAAUAACAAUUUAUCUGUUUGUGAUCAUAUAUCCUCAAAGAAAUCAAAUUUAAGUGUAAAUUUAAGCAAUAUCAAUAGCGUUUCUUCAAGCAAAAAGGAUUCUCGUCGUAUUCAUUUCUCUGAGACUGUUGAUCAAUGUAUCGCUGUUAUUUCCGGCUCGGAUUCGGAAUCUGAAAUUACUGAAUCUGAUUGUUCAGAUUCAGAAUUUGAUGAUUCUAAUUUAAACUUGGAUUUAAUGAAGGAAAAAUCCAAUACCGAAUCAGAAUCAGAAUCAGAAUCAGAUCACGAUCCAAAAUCGGAAUCAGAUCAUGAUCCAAAGUCAGAAUCAGAUCGUUCUUUGCCUGUUGUUAACUCACAAACCCCAAAUUAUAAUUCGCCAAUUAAAGCAUCUUCAAUAUCUAGUUUUCGUAAUAAGUUUUAUAUUAGUGAAUCUGAAGAUUCAGAGGAAGGUUCCAGUGAUAGAGCUACUGGAAAUCAAAGUCAUAACUCUAAAAAUUCGUUCAACUCUGUUAACUUUAACAAUGAUAGUAUUAACAACAAAAAGAAAACAAUAAACGGGAAUACUUAUGAUGGUAAUAAGGAAAACAAAGAUAGUGAAGAUGAUGAUGAGAAUGACGACGAUGACGACGAUGAUGGAGGCUUUUUUAUUCAUUUCAAACCUGUUAUUAAACGAGAUAUCUCAGCUUCUAAAUCAAAUAGCUCUCCUAACCCCCCCUUAAGUUUGACUUUGAAUUCAAAUUCUGGUAAAAAUCUUAAAAAAACCAAAAAAAUCCACAGGAAAAAGAAGAGAAAAGUGAAAAAACCCAAAAAAAUGAUCAAAAUUUUACCUUCAACAAAUAUUAUUUUUGAAAAGGAAGAAGAAGAUUUUGGCUAUUAUGAUUAUUAUGAUUAUGAUUAUGAUUACUAUGAUGAAAAAUCAGACAGCGAUGACAGUAAUGAUAAUUAUCUUGGGUUCUCUCAGAAUGAAUUUGCUCAAAUGAAACCUCUUCCUCAAUUAUUAAACCGAUCUGAAGUUAGUUUGGAAAACAAUUCAUAUUUCUUGUCAAAUAACGUUAAAUUUAAUGGUAGUAAUAAUUUUGGAUUUGGUUUGUUGAAAGACCUGAAAUUCAAUGAAGCUGAUACUGCUGAUAUUACAGAUUUACCUGAAAAUGUUCUUAAUAAUUUAAAAAGUGAAAAUUUGAUCAAGACUGAUGGUAGUAAUAACAAUCUUACAAAUGAAAAUGGUAAUAAUAAUGGUGUUGAUAAUACUAUUAAAGCUAAUAACACUAGCAGUAUCAGUAGUAACAAUCUUAGCUCCAACUUCCAAACAGAAAAUCCUACUUCUUUUCCGAUUAUGAAAGAUUUAGUUGAUCUGGAGAAACUUGAUAAGGCUAAAAAACCCGAUAGGCCUUCAAUGAAGAGAAACAACUCGACAUUUCUUUUUGAUGAUUCGGAUGAUGAUUCAGAAGAUUUUUCCGAUUAUAAAGGAUCAGAAUCCGAAUAUGAUUCACACUCUAAUAGUAAUAGUAAUAGCAAUAGUAAUUAUAAUAAUGAUAAUAUCCCACUUGUUUUGAAAUCUGAUUAUUCGUUAAAUCACAAUUAUAAUAAUUUAAAUGGGAAAUUUGAUUUUAAAAGUUUCAAUAUCAGUAAUUCUGAUAACGAAUUGAAUAGUAAAAUUUGCAAUGGUGAAAAUAAAAUCAGUCCAAAAAAUGAUUUUAAUGAUUUUGAUUGUUUGAGUAGUGAGAGCAAGAUAGAUUCUGAUCCAAGUUUAAAUUUCGGAUCUACUAAUACUAAUAAUGAGUCUAAGGAUUUAAGUAAAAAUGGAAUUUUUGGUGAAGAAAUACAUUGUUUUAAAGAGUCAUCAAUAAAGCCAGCCGAAAAAGCUAAGAGCAACGUGAAACCUGUGAUUAAUUCAAGUAAAUUUCAGUUUGGAGACACCAAUUCUGAUAACAGUGAUGAUGAAGAUGAAGAUGAGGAGGGAGAUUCAUAUUCUAUGAAUCUGGAGCAAUUUAACAAUAUUUCUAGAACGUUUCAAAAUAGGAAAAAUUCUGGAUCAUCUAGUUUCAAUUGUUCUUAUGGGAAUACAUUAACGAGAAUUACAUCUGGACCAAGCAGCAGCUCAAUCAUUAUUUCUGGUGUUUCAGCCACUGGGUUUAUAUCCAAUCCAGCCCCUGAUUCUCAAAAGAUUUCUAAAAAUGAAAGGAUCAAUGGACUCAGAAAAGAGUUGAGUAAUAUUCAUCUAAGACAAGAUUCCACAUCAUCUAUUUCCAAUUCUAUAAAUAAUCCACCAAUAAGACCUCAUACCAACUUGGUUAAUUCUAUUGCAAACAACAUAUUUAGUUGGAAUCGACCUGAUUCCAAAUGAUUCUUGAGGUUGUCAAGACCACAAUUUUCUUUUCAAGUUUUUAUUAUAAUAAUGAUUUAACAAAAGCAUUAUGCUGAACAACUUUCCUUAUAACGUCUGAUCUUCUAUUUUUUUUAUUUUUUUUUGAUAAAACGCCCUCC